Serpula lacrymans var. lacrymans S7.9 is the source of this 4575-nucleotide messenger RNA. RefSeq lists its product as uncharacterized. Gene Ontology annotation, molecular function: guanyl-nucleotide exchange factor activity. The coding region runs from base 1 to 4575 and encodes 1524 amino acids. Lineage: Eukaryota; Fungi; Basidiomycota; Agaricomycetes; Boletales; Serpulaceae. Gene Ontology annotation, biological process: regulation of ARF protein signal transduction. The transcript is spliced from 20 exons. The record is from RefSeq and is a predicted model, not a curated record.
AUGGUCUACACCACUCCAACUCUGUUACCCCAUGUCUCUCAAAAACAUGUCGUGCUCUCGGAGAUAUUGGCAGUAACGUCGGUGAUGCGCAAAAACUCACGAUGGGCUUCGUCUGUAUACACAUUGACUGCUAGAGACUCCGCCCUCGCUAAGGAUCUCGGACUUCGCAGAUUCAGUCCUACGCCGGAGUUUCAGCGUUCGGGGAGAUAUAACCAAGAGGCAGACCUUAUGGCGGGCUUCCAAGAGGUCAAGCGGAUGAUUCGAGACGUGGAUGACCUUCUCUCGCUACCCUUGCCAUCACUUCUGGCUCCAUUCUUCGCGCUAAUUCGCUCACCUUUGUCGACUGGGCCUAUAACGUCUGCUGCUCUCUCCGCCCUCCAUAGCUUCUUUGUCUGUGGACUGAUUUCGGCAAAUUCGCUCAUGCUUGACGUUGCCCUCGUCGAACUCAGCAGCACAGUAUCCCACUGUAAAUUCGAAGCUAGCGACUCGUCUGGCGAUGAAGUGGUGUUAUUGAAGAUUAUGGCUGUCAUUCAUGACUGCAUGUGUGGGACCAGCAUAGGAACGCUAUUGGGAGACGUCGAAGUAUGUGAGAUGCUGGAGACCGUGUUAACUACUUGUUGUCAGAUGAGGCUUAGUGAAACGCUCCGAAGAUCCGCUGAAUCGACGAUGCAUUCGCUUGUGCGGACUAUUUUCUCGCGCCUUCAUGAUCUCGACCCUACAGCGGAAGAGGCAAAAUUGUUGGCAACCGAUGAAGACACCCAAGAAAGCGAAAUUCGAAUGUCUGUGUCGGCCAAUAUCACCAAUGACGCCAUAGAAGCUACUGUAGUACCUGCUAAUGCCAUAGAAGAUAAUCCAUCACCCUCGGGAGACGUAAACGAGAGUCCUCCAAUAACGCAGGAUAGCCCUACUGUACCCAAUAGACCCUAUGGCCUUCCUGCAAUUUUAGAACUGUUGCGUGUACUCGUCAAUAUAUUGGAUCCUAGCGACCAAGUUCAUACGGAUUCUACUCGACUUACGGCACUGGGCAUACUCAACGCGGCUAUAGAAGUUUCUGGCACAAAGAUAGGAGAGUACCCGUCCCUCGAAGCACUGAUAUUGGAUCCUGGGUGCAAGUAUCUCUUUCAACUGGCGCGAUCCGACAAUCCAUCUGUACUACAGUGUGCUCUUCGCACCAUCUCUGUUAUCUUCGAGGCGUUGAGGGCGCAUCUCAAGCUACAGCAGGAAUUGUUUUUAGCCUUUACUAUUGAUCGCCUAGCUCCGCCUCCACCUCCCAAAUCCCAAAAUACCAUAGGUCCUAGUAAGAAAGGCAACCCUGCUUCGCCACGCCCAGGCACUCCUGCUGCUUCUACCCCAGUGCUUGGUCCCGUUGAUGUUGAGCUAGACUUGGACAAAGGGAGUCCUGUGCCAUCACGACCCCCAGUAGCACCUGCUCGGGGAGAAACUCGACAUCUUAUGCUGGAGACUCUCAGUCAGAUUGCGCGCCAUCCAGACUUCAUGGUCAAUCUUUAUAUUAACUACGACUGCGACAUAAACUGUGAAAAUUUGUAUGAACGUCUUGUCGAGUUCUUGAGCAAGGGUGUUUAUCCUUGGCACUCAUCACCUGGUUCCGAGUCGCAGCAACUAUAUUCCCAGUAUCUGUGCUUGGAUUUACUGCUCGCCUUUGUCAAUGACAUGACAGCACGUGCCGAGGGUAAUUUCGUUUCGCCUGAAGAAUUACUUCAGAGCAAAUCUACCAAAAAGCUGGUUUUGACAGGAGCUGCUCGUUUUAACUCGAAACCGAAAGUCGGCCUUGCAUUCCUGGAGGAAAAUAAACUUAUAUAUGCAGAUGUAUCUCCGGAAGUAUCGAAGGCACAUAGUUUAGCAGUGUUUUUGAAAAACUGCACCCGCUUAGACAAACGUUUGCUUGGAGAUUACUUAUCAAAACCAGAUAACCUUGAAUUACUGAAAGAAUUCAUCGGACUGUUUAAUUUCCACGAUAAACCCGUUGCUGAUGCUAUGCGAGAGUUGCUGGAAGCUUUCAGACUUCCGGGGGAAGCACAACAAAUUGCUCGAAUCACAGAGACAUUUGCGGCGAAGUAUUUUGCAUCAAAGCCUGCCGAGAUAAAAAGUGAAGAUUCGGUGUAUGUGUUGGCUUAUUCAAUCAUUUUGUUGAAUACAGACCUCCAUAACCCACAAAUUCGAAAACGAAUGUCGAUCGAAGACUAUCAAAGAAAUCUGAGAGGUGUCAACGAUGGUUCAGAUUUCUCGCCAGAAUUCUUGCAAAACAUAUAUGACUCUAUUCGCAAACGCGAAAUUAUCAUGCCAGAAGAGCAUACAGGGCAGCUGGGCUUUGAAUACGCUUGGAAAGAACUACUCACCCGUUCACGACAGUCUGGACCAUUCAUGAUGUGCAAUACACCAAUUUUCGAUCUUGAUAUGUUCAAAUUUGCAUGGAAACCUCUCAUUUCUGCCAUUGCGUAUGCUUUCAUCAGUUUUGAUGAUGAUUACGUGAUACAGCGAGCAAUAUCUGGGUUUCGACAAUGCGCAACUUUGGCUGGUCACUUCCGUCUUCCGGAUGUGUUCGAUUUUGUCGUGAUAUCGCUCUCUCAAGCCACUAGUCUCCUCUCGGAUAACCUGCCGGCUCAUGUGCCGAACUAUCCUAUAGUUGAGGUAGAAGGACAAUCCGUCACUGUCUCUUCUUUGUCGGUGAAGUUUGGAACGAAUUUCAAAGGACAAUUGGCUGCUGUUGUUCUCUUCAAUAUAGUGAACGGUAAUGGCAACGCAUUGCGGGAAGGUUGGACACAGAUAUUUGAAAUGUUCCAGAAUCUCUUCAUGCACUCCCUGUUACCUACGAGGAUGUUGCAAAUGGAAGAUUUCCUUGGUGGUGUCUCCAUGAUUCCGCUGCGAGGAAGUCAGCCAUCUCGGUCUGCACCUAGAAGUGAUGGAGGACUUCUGUCAACCUUAUCAUCUUAUCUCAUGACGCCUUAUGGUGCAAGCUCAGAUAGCCUUGUCCCGUCAGCAACGGAUGCGGAUAUAGAAAAUACCCUGUGUACCAUUGACUGUAUUACGUCUUGUCGCUUGGACGAACUAUAUGGCCAGAUUACGCAACUUGAUCUAGAAGCUUUAGUAGCAGCUGUCCGUGCCCUAGAAGCGCUUGCGCAUGAGCGAACAAUUGCUAAAUUGAAACAAGGAUCUGAUGACAUCUCAGCCUCGUUCAACACCUCUCUUGCGGACGAUGGUUCAUAUAUUCUCCCUUACGAUCCCGCUUCAGUUUUUCUUUUGGAAACUAUGGUUAGCAUUGCAUGUCAGACUUCGCAAUAUAUCGAAGACCUAUGGCCAGUGCUCUUUGAACAUCUUUCAGCUUUGCUUGGCGCAUCAACGCAUUAUAGUGUCCUGCUUAUUGAACGCGCCGUCGUGGGACUUCUACGUUUAUGCCUUAUCUUGGCAACAAAGGUUUCACUACGUGACCAAAUAUAUGUUUCAUUCGACCUGUUAGCGGGUUUGCCAUCUAUUGUAGCAAAUUCCGUCGCAGAACAAGUUGUAUCUGGAGUGAGCUUGAUAAUUCAGAAACAUUCUGAUAUCGUAAGCUCACAUACAGAGUGGAAUCUUGUCUUCGCACUCCUUCGCUCGACGAUAUCACACCCAGAGGCUGUCCGAUCUUCAUUUGACCUUGCUGUCAGCUUUGUUUCGGAAAAGCCGACGCAAUAUGUGACGAUGGAUAGUUUCACUGGUCUUGUUACUCUACUGGAUGAUUUCGCCAGUGCUGCUGGUGUUUCGGUAGAUGGUCAACGUCAGAGAGGAAGGCGGUCCGCACCCCAAGCUUCUGCGAGUUCACCACUUGUCGAACGAGGCAGGAAAGCCAUCGAUUUGAUAUUUGAGUUGAAGAAGUUCAUCCCAAUAUUUUCGGAAUCCUCUAACCUUGAGAGAAAACAAGUAUGGCGGCAAUUCUGUCUCCCCUUGGUAUCAUCCCUUAGCCGCCAGUCAACAAAUGCUUGCCGUUUGGUUCGUCAUACUGCCAUCAGCCAACUUCAACGAAUGCUUUUGGGUUCAUACCUUGUGUAUGAUGAAGGCGAUCACAGUCAAAUUGAAGAAAUUUUCAAUAAUGCUGUUUUCCCCCUUCUAGACGAACUCCUAAAACCCCAAGUACAGCAGCUUGACCCGCAAGGGAUGGCAGAAACUCGGCUUCGGGCUUCUGCUCUGCUCUGCAAAGCUUUCAUGCACUUUGAAGUGCGGGAAACCAACCAGAAGGCGGACAUCAGGAUCGUGUGGAUAGAAAUCCUUGACCUGCUCCACAGACUUAUCAUGGUAGAUAAGAGCGACCAACUAUAUGAAGCAGUUUCCGAGUCGCUCAAGAACGUCGUCCUGGUGAUGAAUGCGGCUAACAUUCUAGUGCCGCCUAAAGCGGAAGACGAUCGGGAUGAGCAGCAGCGCACUCUAUGGACCGCGACACAUGCGAGGAUAGAACGGUUCUUGCCUGGUUUCCUGGCCCAUGUUAUUCCAACUCCCGAACAUAUUAUUCUGAACGAAGAUUGCCGCAUAUACAAUAUUAUUUAUCACGAACGGCAGUCGUUCGGGCUGAGCUACUGUGUAUCUUGA